AUGACAAUUAAAUGUUUGAAUCAUCAAAGAUCACACGAAUUCAUUUGUUAUCAAUGUAAUUGUUUGAUGUGUUCAAAAUGUAUUACCAUUCAUAUCAAAGAUCAUCCUGAUCAUUCCGAUAAAAUAGAACAUAUCGAUGAAAUCAAGGAUUCAUUGAGUACAUUGAAAUUGGAUGAUAUUAUUGACUUCACAACAACUAACAAUAGUGGCAGCACUAACAGCAUGUCUGCUAUCGAGAAUCAUUUCGAACAACUCCAUCAACAUUUACUCCUUGAUGUACUCAUUGUAGAAAGAGAUAUUAUCAAUGAUAAACAUACAAUCACAAAUCAAAUCGAUAAAAAUAUCAUGAAUUUGAAAUAUUUAAUAAAUAUUAUAAUAUUAUUUAAUAAAUUAUAUAAUAAUAAUAAUAGUAGUGGUGAUAAUAGUAGUAGUGGUAUUAUUAACGAGGAUACAUCAAUCAUACCAGAUACAACAACAUUAUAUUCAACAACAACAAUAAUGGAAUCAAUAACAACAAGUUCAUCAUUACAAUCAUUCAUCAAUCAUAAUAAUCAAACAUUAUUCAAUGAUUAUAAUAAUAAUUACUUUAAUGAUGAUGUUCUCAUCCAACAUCAUUCAUAUUAUUCAUCAUCAAUAUUAGUUAAGUCUUCCAUCGUUCAACCAUUCAUCCUUGUUGACAUCGUUGCAUCUGAUGCAUCAAUUACUACAACAACAACAACAAACAACAAUGAUAAUAAACAAUCUUAUAUUUUCAUAACACACCAAGCAAAAGGAGCAACACUGAUCAACACAUCAAACAACAAUUCAAUUGAAGAAUUAAAGUUUGAUUAUCAAUUUGAUGGUACAUACUCCUCGAUUGUUUCAAUUGGUGAAUAUAUCUAUAUAUUCGGUGGAUAUAACAAUGAAAACAAAUGGAUUAAAAUAUCAAUUAGAUCGAAAUCAGUUGAACAUAUUGGUGAUAUCGAAGGAAUCAAAGGUGAUAGUGAUAUAUCAGUUUGUUAUGAUGGUCAAGAUCAUAUCUAUUUAGUGAAUGGUCGCAAUAUAAAGAAUAGAAUUGAUCGAUUCAACAUCAAAACAAUGAAAUUUGAAUCAUAUCAUCAAUUACCUUUUGGAUAUAAUAAUCAAGCAUCAUCAAUGAUCUUCAAAGGUUCAUUAUAUUCAAUAUCAUGCAAUCAAUAUAAGCUAUUUCAAUUCGAUUUGACAAACAGAACGAUAACAGAUCAUCAAAUUGACAUUAUACCAUUGUCAUCAUGUCAUGAUAACAAUGGAAAUUUCUUCAUAUUAGAUGUGACAAACAAACGAUUCAUCAAAUACAAUGUUGAAACCAAACAAACAAUCAAUCUCAAUGCUGAUCAUCUAGUAAAUGCACAGUAUCCAUUUGUGAUGUAUCAUCGAGAAUCACCAACAUCAAGUUAUAUCUAUUCAUUUUGUAACUCUCUUGACAGUAAUUUCAAAUAUUCAAUUGAAUCCAAUCAAUGUGAACCAAUCUUUAGAGAUAUUAAAAAUCAUAACAGUUCGUGGUGUGCUUCCUCAUCAAUUACAUUUUGA
Molecule: messenger RNA, 1548 nt
Organism: Heterostelium album PN500
Lineage: Eukaryota; Evosea; Eumycetozoa; Acytosteliales; Acytosteliaceae
Product: kelch repeat-containing protein
Exons: 3
Coding region: 1-1548 (515 amino acids)
Molecular function (GO): protein binding
Source: RefSeq, a predicted model, not a curated record